UGUUGUCGCGAAAGCAAGAUGGAGUUGCCCAGUUUAGGAGAAAACUGUUCAGAAAAUAGCUGCAAACAGCUAGAUUUCCUACCUAUGAAGUGUGAUGCCUGUUUCAAAAUUUUCUGUAAAGACCACAUUCACUAUGAACUACACAGAUGUACAGAAUCCUAUAAAAAGGAUAACCAAGUACCAGUGUGUCCAUUAUGUAACAAGCCCAUUCCUGUGAAGCCCAAUCAACUACCCGACAUUGCUGUCAACGAGCACAUUGAUUCAGAUUGUCAGAGUGACCCUGCUAAAGAAAGGAGGGGGAAGGUGUACAGCAAUCGCUGUUCAUCGAAAGGAUGCAAGCAACGAGAGCUCAUUCCAGUGUCAUGUGAUAAAUGCCAUAAAAACUUCUGUUUGCGACACCGACAUGAAUCGGAUCACGACUGUAAAGGAUUUGAAGACAGCGGCAGAGGUGUCUCUAAAGCUGCUGCUGCUGCCGCUAGUCGACAACAGAAUGCCACAAGCAAAAAGCCCCAAGCUGGCGGUUCCAAACCUGUCCAUUCUAACAACCCAAAGCAGACGGUCCUAACAGGUAUCGGAAGAGAAUUAGAUAGUGCUAGGCGUGGGAGGUCGAAUAAUAGUACGGCAUCUAGUCCUGCCGCGGUUCAAGGUGGAAUGAGUGAGGAUGAAGCAUUAGCCAGAGCGAUCCAACUUUCUAUGGCUGAGGGUAAUCAAGCGCCAGCACCUCCCAAAAACAAACCUACCUCACAGCAGGAAGAAGACGACCUUGCCUUGGCACGUGCCAUAGCGGCUAGUGAACAGGAGGAGCGAAGACAAAGGCAGAGGAGACAACAACCUCCAAGGCCGCAGAGUCAAGACAGCAGCAAAGAGAAGUCGAGUUGUGAAGUGUCAUGAUGCUUUUGUUCAGCACAUCCUUUUAUGCUUGAACACUAUAAUUAAAGUCUGUGGCAAAAAUAUUUUGAAGCAAAGAGAGAUUCGACUGUUCAUAGGGGGUGGGGGGAAAAUUGGAUGGGUCAUUUCAUCCUGCAUCCACUUAUAAUCCAAGCGCAGUUGAAAAACUAUCAGUAGUUUCCCUAUUUUUGGGAAUAGGAGUUUGCCGUCUCUGGAUGAUGUUUUGGUUCAGUUUUGGAGCUUCACUCUAUUUUUUCAAAAGUGAUCCAUUAUUAAAAAAGAAAGCGUGUUCUAUAUGGAAUCUAUUGUUUAUAGCAAGAUAUUUUCUCGAGUAUUAUUCAGCAUCAUAAAAAGUGUUGUGAGGUCUAUGUGAUAAUAUAUUUCUGUAAGAAAAUAUAACAAACUGGUCUGACGCUAUUUCACAUUUUAAAUCUUGUGUCUUUUAGAAUACUUUGGUUUGGCAUGCUAAUAUGAUUUUUCAGUAUCUAAAUUUUUUCAAUUUUCACAAUUACAUCAGUUGAGAGGCCUAGUUUUACGUGUCAUCAGCCUACAUGUAUGUGUAUUAGCAGCAAAGCUUUAUUUAUUCAUGAAACAAAUAAUCGGCUUAAGAAGAGUGUCUCAUAAGUAUGGCUGGUCCAGCAUGUCUGAUAAUUGCAGUGGCUCUUAAAAGGAGGAGCAUGAAAUAUUUGAAAUUCUUUAUCAAAACAUGAUAUUGACAGUGUAGAAGUCGACAUUUUGUUUUUCGGUGUUGGUAAUUUCUAACAGAAGAUAGUCCUCUUUUUUGCCGAGAGAGGAUAGCAAAAAUUGUAUGGCUUCUCAGGCUUAUUGGGAAGUGGUGCUAGUUAGACUUUUUACCACCAGGAGGAAGCACAAGCUUCACACCAUUAAAGGGUAACUCGUGUCAAAUUUCACCAUAUAAUGUUUUAGCUGUUUUUGACAAAUGACUACGUCACUUUCUCAUAAAUCGGUAAGGUUUUCGAAUCGAAAUGCACAUUUUCUAGAAAUUGAUGGUUUACUCCCGCCCGGACGGCUCGCUUCGAUGCCGUUUUCAUUGAUGACGUCAUGACAUGAAUAUUUUCGCGGUCGCGGUGGUUUACAUUCAGCGAUUUUAUAAUAAAGCUAAUCAAAAAUGGAAAAUUUGAGCUUUACAUUUGUGAUCAACAAUUAAAAACGGACGUAUUUCCGCAAAGUUGUAAAUCACAUCAUAGUAUCACUUUAAGGUUGUGUGGCUGAGAAAUCUUGUCCCCUCAGAUCUAAGCAUUGUUUGAAAACAUACCGAAUGAACACAGCACCAGAGUGUAAACAUGUAGGGCCAAAUUCAUAAAGGGUGUUUAAGGGUUAGACGUGUGUGUAACUUCUCCCUGAUCAGUUUCAGGGCCUAUUCAUAUUCUGUGAAGAUUUACAUGAAGGACCUGAAUCUGUCUAUUCAGUAGUUAAACGCUGUUUUAAGCUAAACGCCCUUUAUGAAUUUGGCCCAAAAUCUUCAAACUGACCAUGACGUUUAGGAAAUCGCUUUCAUUAGAGCAAUCCACUUUCUCAAUCUUGUAGAAUUUAUUGGUGUUAGAAGAAAAUACUGUCACUUUUAUUUGGUUUCCGUUAGGGUUUGUUUUUCAGGUACUUGGCUAUUUUGGAAUAGUACUUGGCUAUUUUUGAAUAGUACUUGGCUAUUUUGGAAUAGUCAGAUGGUGACAGAAGUGUUCUGUGCUUCCAAUUUUAACUUAUAUGAAUAAA
Messenger RNA from Lineus longissimus, 2619 nucleotides. Its product is annotated as AN1-type zinc finger protein 2A-like. The transcript has 9 exons. The coding region runs from base 19 to 891 and encodes 290 amino acids. Gene Ontology annotation, cellular component: cytoplasm; endoplasmic reticulum. NCBI's taxonomy places the organism in Eukaryota, Metazoa, Nemertea, Pilidiophora, Heteronemertea, Lineidae. The record is from RefSeq and is a predicted model, not a curated record. Gene Ontology annotation, biological process: protein targeting to ER; proteasome-mediated ubiquitin-dependent protein catabolic process. Gene Ontology annotation, molecular function: zinc ion binding.